Messenger RNA from Carassius auratus (goldfish), 2547 nucleotides. RefSeq names its product neuronal PAS domain-containing protein 4B-like. Bases 88 to 2466 code for a protein of 792 amino acids. The transcript is spliced from 8 exons. The record is from RefSeq and is a predicted model, not a curated record. Gene Ontology annotation, biological process: regulation of transcription by RNA polymerase II. Lineage: Eukaryota; Metazoa; Chordata; Actinopteri; Cypriniformes; Cyprinidae. Gene Ontology annotation, molecular function: RNA polymerase II transcription regulatory region sequence-specific DNA binding; DNA-binding transcription factor activity, RNA polymerase II-specific; protein dimerization activity.
UCUAACCGCAGGCAGUUUUUACUCAGAUUAUUCAUCCUUUCCAACGUUUUUUUUUUUCUUUUUUUUUUUUUUUUUGGUGUCGACAAAAUGUACCGGUCCACUAAAGGAGCAUCAAAGGCUCGGAGGGAUCAAAUCAACGCAGAAAUUCGCAACUUGAAAGAUCUUCUGCCCAUCUCAGAUGCCGACAAAGCUCGUCUUUCCUACCUUCACAUCAUGUCCCUAGCCAGCAUUUACAUAAGAAAGUCCGUCUUUUUCUCUCAAGUGGCAGCAGGUCAUGACGUGAGCGGAAGCGUCCUGUCUUUGCCAGAACUGUCGGAUCUGCUGCACACACUACCAGGGUUUCUCCUAGUGCUGACGAGUGAAGGAAAACUCCUGUAUCUAUCGGACAAUGUCGCAGAGCACCUUGGCCAUUCCAUGGUGGAUCUGGUGGCUCAGAGUGACAGCGUGUAUGAUAUAAUAGACCCAGCCGACCACUUCAUCAUGAGAGGCAACCUUGUGCCAAUCACCACACCUGACACAGACCGUCUCUUUCGCUGCCGCUUCAGCACUUCAAAGUUUGUAAGGAGACAGGGAUCAGGCAACAAACUGACAUUGGUUCGGGCAUGCUGUCUGACACCUCCAUACCACACAUCUUCCUACUGGACCUCCAAUCCAGUGUGGGUGUGUUUUUGCUCCCCGCUGGAGUCCAGUGUCCCUCAUGUUUCGUCAGCUAGGAAUCCUCUCCCCACCCCUCCUGCGGAGCAGUCUUUCCUCCUUUCCUGUUUCCAGUCUCAACACAGCCGGGACAUGAGAAUCCAUGCUGCUCAGGACAGUGUAAGCCUGUACCUCGGCUAUGACAUAGAGACUCUGCGUUCUCGCUCAUGGUACAGUCUGAUUCAUCCUCGUGAUCUCUCUCAUGCUUCUGCACAACACUGCACCCUGUUGCAUGAAGGUGGAGGGAGGCAGGUGGAGAUGGUGGUCCAGGUAGAGGCAGCAGAUCAUUCAUGGGUCUGGCUUUACAUUGUUCUUCAGCUGGAGACUGGAGAAUAUCCCAUCAACAGCCACAACUAUGUUAUAAGUGAGUCUGAAGCCUGGUCGGUGCGUCAGCAGUUGUAUUCAGAGCAGAACCAGCUGGCUCUCCUGUACCAGGAGACACGCCAGAGCUCUGACCCCCUGUCCAGCCCGGACCAGGUCUUCACACCCAGCAGCGGUGGCCUGUCCUCCCAGUCCUUUGAUUUCAGCUUCACCACUUCUGGCCGGAGCUCCUCUGAGGAGCUCCCUAGCACCUCUGCAACCAGCAUGGCACUCGACCCUCUUCAGGGCUUUUCUCAUGAUGAAGAGAGCCAUCCACAACUUCAUGGUGGUCACCAGAUGUGGAGAUCAGCCAUGACUGUUUCCCCUGAACAUCUAAGCAACAUCCCAAGUCUUUCUGCAGUUCCCCAAACUCAUGUCGCCCCACCGCCCCUUCCUCCAUUCAAACCUCCUCCGAAGCGCCAAAGCUCAGAGGAGUUCAUUUGCACACCUCCUUACACCCCAAGACUCGGAGGGGGGAGUUUCAUGUUUGGUGAUGAGACUUUUAAAUCAGAUCAUAGCAAUGUAGUCAAAAUGAGGCAGUCUAUAACCUCAGUGCCCCUUCCCACUCAACACUGCCGCAAACGCCUAUACGAAACACUACCGCCCACUCCAGACAGCCCAGGCAGUGAUGAAUGCAUUCUCAUGGUGCUUCCGGAGAUCAGAGGACCUCUGUAUGUCGACGUCCCCCAUUUCCCAUUCCACAAUCACCCAGAAGGCCUUUUAACCCCCGAGGCCUCACCGACUAAAAAACCCUAUUUAAGUUUCUUCCCUCGGGAAGAUGAUUCAGAAAGAGAACGAAUGGAGAUCUCGCUCCUGGCUCAGUACAUUAGCACUUUAGCCGAAGGUUUCUGUCACAGCCACCCACAAAACACAUCGGCUCCCCCUCAUCACGCAUCGUUUGAGGGCCCAAACUCCUCGCUGGCUCACAUUGAUGUCUUUAUGUUUGAGGAGAAAGCAGUAGAUGGCAUCCCUCUUCCAAAUCUGCCAUCCACCUCCCCCGUACCUCCCUCGUCUUACUCAUCAGAGCCGUCCUACACUCAGUGCUCUCCGAGCCGCAGCUCCCCUGUCCACGCGGAGGAGGAGGCGGCGACUCUGAAUGUUGUAAACCACCUCUGUAGCGUCCAGUCGACGCACUGUAAACGCAUGGCCAGGGGUGGGCCGCAGGAAGCCGAGAGACCUGACGAGGAUGUGGAGACGAUGUCCGCCCCAGGGUCCCCUGCACUUCCUGCCCUCACUCCUGCUCUGCCUUGUGCUCAGUCCCUCCUAGAGGAGCUGGUCACCAUGGAACCUGUGUUUGGGGCAGAUGCCCCGAUGACUCCUGCCGAGAGGCAGCAAGAUGAGUUGUAUCAACUCCCUCAUCAAAGCGGGCAACAGAUCUUCUACCAAGAUGGAACCAGUGAUCACAUGUUUUAACAUAAGUCUGUGACUUAAUCAAUGAAGUAUGGCAUAUUGUCAUCUUUUACAAAGCUAUUUUUCUGGGAUAAUGUGGUAGAU